Ceratitis capitata (Mediterranean fruit fly) is the source of this 720-nucleotide messenger RNA. RefSeq names its product 40S ribosomal protein S18 (gene RpS18). The record is from RefSeq and is a predicted model, not a curated record. The coding region runs from base 106 to 564 and encodes 152 amino acids. Lineage: Eukaryota; Metazoa; Arthropoda; Insecta; Diptera; Tephritidae. Gene Ontology annotation, cellular component: ribosome; small ribosomal subunit; cytosol. Gene Ontology annotation, biological process: translation. Gene Ontology annotation, molecular function: RNA binding; structural constituent of ribosome. The transcript has 3 exons.
GGGCAAUAUUUCAACAUGGCGCACUCGUUCAAUACGUCUGACGUUUUUCUCGUUUCCGUCCAACUGUCUUUUUCGGCUUAAACUCGGUCGCUUAACAAGGGCAAAAUGUCUCUCGUAAUUCCAGACAAGUUCCAGCACAUUCUUCGUAUUAUGAAUACGAACAUAGAUGGCAAACGUAAAGUUGGUAUUGCCAUGACUGCCAUCAAAGGUGUGGGUCGCCGUUACUCCAACAUUGUGUUGAAGAAGGCCGAUGUUGAUCUAACCAAACGCGCUGGUGAAUGCACUGAAGAGGAGGUUGACAAGAUUGUCACCAUCAUCUCAAACCCCCUACAAUACAAAGUACCAAACUGGUUCCUCAACAGACAAAAGGACAUCAUUGAUGGUAAAUACACCCAAUUGACUUCGUCGAAUUUGGAUUCAAAAUUGCGUGAAGAUUUGGAACGUUUGAAGAAGAUUCGUUCCCACCGUGGUCUGCGUCACUACUGGGGUCUCCGUGUGCGUGGUCAGCACACUAAGACCACCGGUCGUCGUGGUCGCACUGUCGGUGUGUCGAAGAAGAAGUAAACUUUCUUCUUUCGUUUAUUUUACUUUUAUUUCCAUCUUGUGCAUUGUUAUUCAAUAUUGAAUAUAAAUGUGCUACUAAGUGAAACUGAAAAUCAUUUUUUAAUAUGUGCAUUCAGAUUUUAGAAAACUAUUAUUAAAAGUGAAUAAUUUAACAAA